AUGAGGCGUUUAAUCUCUAUUCCAUGGUCUUUAUUUUUUGGUUGCCUAUUUGUUAUACUCACAACUGUGGGAUUAAUUGGAAAUGUCGUCGUUAUUGUCGCAAUCGCAGGCGAUCGAAAAAUGCGACAGUCAGUUAUGAAUAUUCUACUUUUUAAUUUGGCAAUUGCCGACACGCUGAAUUUAUUAACAACGACCAUAGAAUGGGUGCCGACAAUAAUCACUGGUACUCCUGGCUGGGUACUUCCAUCCAUACUUUGCCCAGUGGGGCGAUAUCUUGAGAUAACUUUUCUUUUCGUCUCGAUAAUGACACAGCUGAUUGUUUGCAUUGAAAGAUAUAUUGCUAUUGUCUACCCGAUACAUGCGAGACGUUUGUGCUCAAGGAGAAAUAUUUUUAUUACUCUUAUUGUCAUAUGGUUGUUUGUGGCAGUUUUCUCUUUACCUUACGCAUUAUUGAAUAAGAAACAAAAGAGUGAGUUUAUGUAUUUGUUUAUAGCUAAUACUUGCACGAAUAUUUAUAUAAAUUCGGAAUCGUGGAAAAAUUACAAGUGGAUUGAAUUUGCUAACUUUUAUUUUUUUCCGUGCAUUAUUUUUGUCGUUCUAUAUUCAAAAGUUUCGAUGAUACUUUGGUCGAAGAAUCGAGCGCUCUAUAAAGUAUCAUCUUUUCAAAUGUCUUUGCGGCCGGAUGCACUUAAAUUAAGGCGUAACGUCGUAAAAAUGCUUGUUGCAUGUGUAUCCGUCUACUUUAUCUGUUAUUCUCCAAUUCAGGCAAUUUUCCUAUCAAAAGCACUAUUCGAUAUACACAUUAGUCCAGCGUAUGAGUUCAUUCUACUGAUGAACGCCUUUGCUUUGACAUGCAGCGCAUGCAAUCCUCUACUUUAUACUUUGUUCUCGAAGAAAUUUCGAUCUCGCAUGACAAAGAUCUUUCAGUGUUUCCAAGCACCGAUUGGAGAAAAACCAAACGAUUUCUCGAAUUCAGUAUCCAAGGUUAUUCACUAUUUUAAACGAAUGCAAUAA
This is a messenger RNA of Dracunculus medinensis (Guinea worm), 1014 nucleotides long. NCBI's taxonomy places the organism in Eukaryota, Metazoa, Nematoda, Chromadorea, Rhabditida, Dracunculidae. The record is from the annotation of a GenBank genome assembly.